Papaver somniferum (opium poppy) is the source of this 1791-nucleotide messenger RNA. Its product is annotated as serpin-ZXA-like. Gene Ontology annotation, molecular function: serine-type endopeptidase inhibitor activity. The record is from RefSeq and is a predicted model, not a curated record. The transcript is spliced from 5 exons. NCBI's taxonomy places the organism in Eukaryota, Viridiplantae, Streptophyta, Magnoliopsida, Ranunculales, Papaveraceae. The coding region runs from base 1 to 1791 and encodes 596 amino acids.
AUGGAAAACAAACCAGAAGUUAUGUAUGACAUUCCACCAACAAGUGAAACUGCGACAGAAGCUAGAAACGAAAGUACAGCCAAUUCAUGCAUGGAACCAGCGCAAGAUGGCUGGAUAAUCGUAUCAAGAAAAACUGCCAAACAACCUAGAAACAAAAGUACUGCCAAUUCAUGCAUGAAACUAGUCAAGGAUCUCUGGUUAAACGAUUCAAAGAACAAGAAUUUUGUAUUCUCUCCAUUCUCAAUAGACACUGCUCUAGGUUUACUAGCUUCUGGAGCAAGCGGUGAAACAUUGAAGCAAAUAUUAUGCUUCCUCAACUCUGAAAGCCUCGAGAAUCUAAAUUAUGUUAAUUCUAAACACAUUGACUCGUUAUGCAAAACACAGAAGGAACCUAAACUUUCAGUGAAGGAUCCCAAACUUUCUUUUGUCAGUGGUGUUCGGGUCGAUGGAUCUUGUCCUAUUAAACCUUCAUUCAAAGAAGUUGCCACCGCUGUAUAUAAAGCAGAAGCAGAAACUGUGGAUUUCAAGAAUCAGAGCGAAAAUGUGCGGAUCGAGGUGAAUGAGUGGGUUAAACAGAAAACAAAUGGAUUAAUUCAAAAUCUUCUUCCCAACGGAUCAGUCGCUGCGCAUACAAAAUUUAUACUGGCGAAUGCACUCUAUUUCAAAGGAUGUUGGAAGGUAGAUCAAUUUACUAAGUCACUAACCAAGAAGUCGAUGUUUCAUCUCCUUGAUGGGAGAACAACAAUACAAGUACCUUUCAUGACAUCUACUGCAAGACAAUAUAUUACUUGCUAUGACAGCUUCAGAGUACUUAGACUCCCAUACAUAUGUUCAGCAACAAAUAAAAGUGCUUGUGCUCCAAGUUUUUCAAUGUAUAUAAUUUUACCUGAGCAACGAGAUGGGCUUGGUAAACUUAUAUCAAGGCAUCAAGAGCACUCCAGGAAAUUGGGCAUAGUUUUUCCUUUCGAUCAAUCAAAAGCAGAGUUGACGGAAAUGGUGAAUAUUGAUGGAACUAGUAACCUUCACAUUUCAAAAGUUUUUCACAGGUGUUUUGUUGAAGUUGAUGAAAAAGGAGCAGUGGCCGCUGCUUCUACUGCUUUUGUGGGGUCAAAUUGGGCCUGCGCGGCUCCAAAAGUUGUCCAUUUUGUGGCAGAUCAUCCUUUCAUGUUCAUUAUAAGAGAGGAGAAAAGUGGUGUGAGCGGAAAUGUGCGGAUCAUGAUGAAUAAGUGGGUUGAAAAGAAAACGAAUGGAUUAAUUCAAAAUCUUGUUCCUGCCGGAUCAGUCACUCCGAGUACAAAAUUUAUACUGGCGAAUGCACUCUAUUUCAAAGGAUGUUGGAAGGAAAAUCAAUUUAUCAAGUUCCUAACCAAGAAGUCGAGUUUCUAUCUCCUGGAUGGUAAAACAACAGUGCAAAUGAGUGUGGAAACAGGGGAAUUUAAAGUUCCGAAAUUCAAAAAAAAAAUUGACUUCGAAGCAUCAAGAGCACUUAAGGAACUGGGCGUAGAUUUUCCUUUUGAUCAAUCAAACGCAGAGCUGACAGAAAUGGUAAAUAUUGAUGGAACUAGUAAUCUCCAUGUUUCGAAAGUUUUUCAUAAGUGUUUUGUUGAAGUUGAUAAAAAAGGAACUGAAGCCGCUGCUUCUACUACUUUCCAGGGAGGGGUAAUUAUGGCCUACGUCGCUCCAAAAGUUGUCGACUUUGUGGCAGAUCAUCCUUUCAUGUUCAUUAUACGAGAGGAGCAAAGUGGUGUGGUGUUUUUUAUGGGACAUGUUAUUAAUCCAUUUUUAAAUUAG